This is a messenger RNA of Cylindrotheca closterium, 3666 nucleotides long. Lineage: Eukaryota; Bacillariophyta; Bacillariophyceae; Bacillariales; Bacillariaceae. The record is from the annotation of a GenBank genome assembly.
AUGCCAAACCAACUUUUCGGAAUGUCAGUAGCAAUCCCUGGAAAGAAGCGUCCACGGACAGAAUCCGAUUCAAAGGGGUUGCAAAACAGCGAAAAACGAGAUAAACCUGCUACCGCAACAAGUGUCCAACGCUCAAUGGAUCUUCCGCAUCCCAUUCGCAAGAUGCGUUUGGAAGCAAUCUUCCAUCCCAAGUUUGAAAAUGAAAAUCGCUCUGAUAUGGCGGUGCGGCGAGAGAUGACGGAACGAGUUACUGAGCAACAAGGAUAUUUGGAAGUGACACUGAAGCACUCUGGCUCGCUGGUGCUAUGGAGCGGCUACACAAGAUUCUACAGUAAAAACUCGAUUGACAAUCAGUACACUUACGCUGCAGAGAUUCUAGUCCGUAGCCACAUGGAGAGAGCAUGGAGGGGUGAACAUAACGGGGGCAAAAAAAACAAUCAAUUCGACGAUUGUAGCCAAUUUCUAAAGGAAAAUCGACUUACCUUGUCCUUCGAAGUGGUAACGGCCGUGUUGGGAGAUCACGGGGAUCGACCAAGAAAAGACUUUGUCAUGCUGACUGCCGUUGCCGACCGAUCAAGAGAGUGCUUCUACAGCACUGCUGAGGUGAUUCAAAUCGCUCAGAGAUUCCGUCUCCCGCACAACGAUACAUGGAUUUUCGGGAUUUCGUCGGCCGAAAGUGUUAGAAGACUCUUUGCAUGGUAUGAUGCUUCGAGAGAAACCGGGAAGGCAAGGGAUACCGUGGAAGCCUUGAGCGACGCUGCUGAUAUAACUGUACCAAGUAUGUAUCAGCACGAGGAGUUCCAAGGAGAUAUUCUCGAGGGUAUUAUCAUUCGAUACGUGCCAUACAAGGAAAAUCAAGAUAUUGACACUACCAAGCGUCUUAUGGAUCGUCUUUCAUCUGAAGCAAUCACCAUUCUGGAAAAAGUUCCUAGUGAUCUUCCAUUCAGUUUUGAGCUCGAACCUGAAGGCGAAGAAACAUCAUCUUUGUUUGGUGCCAGUCUAAGGCAACUUUCGAAGGCAUGUGGUGGUUUCUCAACCAGCGAUAGCGGUGAAAAUAAGUUCCAGGAUACUUUGCACCAAAUACUGUCAUCUAAUGGUCCAAGAUCAAAAUUCCUGAAGCAUCCUGACAAGUCGGUCGACUUGCCAACAAUGACGAAGCAUCUCACAACGAUGUCAGGUGAUAUUGAAACGCGCAGAAUUGCAUGCAUGUUGCAAAGGGUUGGAAGUCUCAACAAGCCGGUGAGCUAUGUCUUGGUCAAAGAAGAAUGCCCAGGUGAAAAGAGUCGGUGGCUAUGCAUCAUUCAUGUUCAUAACGAUGAGACAUUUCGACAGUACCAUUUCAAGAGAAACCGCGGUGACAUGAACCUAUUUCGUGGAUUUUGUAUUGAGAUCAAUGGCACCAAGACCAAUGACCUCGUGAUAGAACACACAAGGGAAGAUCACAUUCAACAAGCAUCAGAUAGAAGGACAGAGAACUUCUUAAUGCUCAAGAUGAAGUUCCUACCAUACAUGACAAGAACAUUUCUUUGCCGGAAUAAUCUUCGAAUGAUUGAAAAGGAAGGCCCCCCCAAGUUCUACCGACUGAUUGAAAGCAUGUUGAAUAAAUGGGGCAUUUCUGCGGAGAGCAAAAACAAGCUGAUUCCGUUCUUACAAUCAUGGGCACUCUUUGCGCACUCGGUAUUGACCACCGCAAAAAAGGAUAGAAAUCGGUUGUCCCAAUCCAAUUAUCUCGAUUAUCUAGAAGAGUUUUCGAGGCUGUACAAAGAAGGUAAAGCCCCAAAGCCAAUCAAACCGAACUAUGAAGGUACAGUCAUCAUCGUUGCGCCAGCACAAGACGACGCAGAACGAGCUGCGUUUGUGAUUGCUCAGAAAUUAGAAAUGAAGGCUGCUCCCGUUGCUCCUGAUUCCCUAUUACCUGGAAAUAUAUGCUUUUGCUCAAUCUUGAAUGCUGUAAACAAACAUACCAAGAAGAGAAUUGGACAGAUGUCCGACACUCUGUCCAUCAUCUUCCUUGGCUUCAACAAAGAGGAUCUCAAUAUUAGAGUCACGGAAGAGAGAGAUAGGGGAAAGGUAUUGGGGUUCUCAAAAUCAUGGAGAAAUUAUGACUGUGCUGAACGGAUCGAUCUACGUUUGAAAGACAUUCCAGACAGCACGGAAGAGGACAAUUGCAGUGAGGAGUUCAAGUCGUGCAUACGCCAACUAAAGUCUGUAGUAGAAAGGGACACUGAUGAAAAUUCCCGUGGUAUGCUUGUUUUCUUUCCUGGUCUGCCUGGAUGCGGAAAAUCAACCAUUGUAAACUCGGCGGACGAAAACUUGGGAAAACUACAAGGCCUCCAUUCCGAAGGCGGCGCGACUUUUUCUCGAAAAGUCUAUGUUCUCGAAGGCGAUGCUGUUGGUAAGAGCUUCUGGAGCCAGCUCAGGAAAAUGCGUAGAGCCGACUCGCGUUGCGUAAUGGUCGCUGACAAGAAUGCACCCCCAAAUUCACUCAAACUGAUCGGUUUGAACUGCUAUGAUACAAAUGGAGUUCCAAUUGCAGUGAUUCCAGAUAACUCAGCCCUGCAAACAACCCACAUCAAGGGAACAAUGUUCCCUGAUGGAGAACGAGUCCCUGACACGACACACUUCUAUCCUUUCUCUCUGUCCUACCUGGCCGUGUGCAUGUAUCGAGUCCUUCAACGCCCACCAAAGUCUCAUCGUGGUAAACUGGACCAAAGCACACCAAAUGCAUGUAUGAUAUUGAUUCUGUUCUUCUCUCUCUACAGGUCUAUCUCGGCAGAAGCGUUUAGCGAAAAUAUCGACACUAAAGUUGCAUCCGGGGGAGCUAUCAUAUCGUUGAGGCCAAUUGUAUUACCAUUCCUUCGCAGCGCAAAGGAAUUUUUUUUGCCCGACGACUUGCGCUCGGAGCUUGUGACCGCAAUUCAACUACAGCGAGGUUACGAUCUCCGCAAGAAGAAGCCAAAAGCCACUGACAAAGCGAUUUCUAAAAUGGAGAAGCUUCUGAGGGAAAGCAUAGAGAAACAUAGGAGGCUCCUUUCGCAAUUAGCAGUUGAUCCUGCUGAUUGUGAAAGGAGUUUUUUUGAGCAGCUUGCCCACAGGGUGAGAACCCUAGAUUCGGGAUUCAAUGUAGAGCAAUUCUUGAAACUGGCUUCUAUUGAUCUCGAGAAGAAGCAAAUUCACCAGAUUCUUACUGAAAAUAGCAGCAGCUGUAUGGUAGACUUUCUAAAGAUGGCGUCAAAGGGUUCGGCAGACGAUUACGCAAUACAAGGCGGAUGCUAUACAGACUCGCAAUUUGUUACGAGGCCACACAUCACUUUGAUCCACCACAAUGACUUUGAUCAGGCUCAGAUGAUGGAGAAGUUUUCUCAUCUACAAGGUUGUUCUGUCAACGUUUCAAUUAAGUCUUUCCUUUGGAACGAACAAGUUGCAGCACUCGCGGUAGACGUCGCAAAAACUACAGUCGACGGACAGCAAAUGCUGUGCUCAAAUAACACUUUUGUUCAUGUGACAGUGUGGUUUGCCGUUGGUGCAAAGGCCUUCUUCGCCAACGAGCUACCAGACUUGGUUAAUAAGAACAAGGCCCAUCGUGUUGAUUUCGCAGUACCAAUUACUCUUCAAGGCAAGCUCACAUUCUGGGGCAUGACAAAUACACCAAUUGUAGUAUGUUAA